GAAGCGGCGCUAUCUCUCCACCGUUCCACACAAAUAAAUGCACAGAUUAGCCAAAACGACAUACAAUGGGAAGUAUAUACAGUAGGUACGUGCUACAUUACAUACAGAGAGAGGGCAUCGAUGGGCUGCAGUAAAAAUGACACAGCGGCGCAUGCAAGUGACGCUGCAAGGAACCCGGCGGAUUAUAGGACCCGUGGAUCCAAGCGAAGGCCAAUCGCCAAAGUUCGGGUUUGCCGUGUGCAGCGGGCAGCGUGAGACAAAGCACGCGUGGGGGCGAGCUCGCUCGCUCGCGUGCUCGCUACCGUCUCCACCUUCGCCAGUGGAUUCCGGGUCGUGAAGACAUGGGACACGUCUGAGGUCAGCAGCCGGCGGUCCUGGCUCACGCGUAGCCGGGCAGGCGAGACCGGACGAACGUUUGGCGUGUGCGCGCUGACGGACACGUCCGACCGGGACACCCCGUUGAUAAGAGGAGCUUCGGCGCUUAUUUGGUUCCUGUAACACCCAGAACACUGCAAACGCCAGCUGGUCCAGUUCAUAUCGAUGCUGGUGGAGGCUCAAUUAUACUCUUCCCACCAACUCCGCCUGUGCCAAGCCCACCUUUCCUCCUGCCAUGGCGAUGAGCAGUGAGCCUGGCAUCGAGAGGCUGGAGUCCAGUUCUGAAGAACAGAGCACCAGUCUCACAGACAUCCUGGCCGCCAUGUCCACAGAAGAUCUGGGUGGUUCUGUGAGGAAUGGACGUGCAAAGGUGGACAGGGAUCAGCCCAAAAGGACUCAACCAUCACGUCCUCAGUUGUCUGGGAGGAAGUUCUCUCUACAGGAGAGAGGCACUUACCUCUCCUCCGGAGGGGGCUACACACACGUCUCCCCUCGGGUGGCUCGAAGGCCCACGGUGGAGUCGAAACGUGUGUCCAUAUCAGACUCUCAGGAUUGUAUCCAGUUGAACCAGUAUAAGUUGAAGAGUGAAAUUGGAAAGGGUUCCUAUGGUGUGGUCAAACUUGCAUACAAUGAGGAUGACGACAAACAUUAUGCCAUGAAAGUGGUAUCCAAGAAGAAGUUAAUGAAGCAGUGUGGUUUCCCACGUCGUCCACCCCCAAGAGGACCCAAAGCAGUCCAAGGAGAGCAGUCCAAAUUCUUGGGACCACUGGAAAGAGUCUACCAAGAGAUUGCCAUCCUCAAAAAACUUGAUCAUGUCAACAUUGUUAAACUAGUGGAGGUGCUGGAUGAUCCUUCAGAGGAUAACCUUCACAUGGUAUUCGAGCUGAUGCGUAAAGGGCCAGUGAUGGAAGUCCCCACAGACAAUCCUUUGUCAGGGGAGCAGGCAAGGUUAUACUUCCGAGACGUCAUCCUUGGCAUAGAGUACUUGCACUACCAGAAAAUUGUACACCGGGACAUCAAGCCUUCGAAUUUGUUACUGGGGGACGACGGCCAUGUAAAGAUUGCAGAUUUUGGAGUGAGCAACCAGUUUGAGGGCAAAGACGCUUUGCUGUCCGGCACAGCUGGUACUCCUGCAUUCAUGGCGCCCGAGACCUUGUCAGACAAACGCAAGAGCUUCAGUGGAAAAGCACUGGAUGUUUGGGCCAUGGGAGUCACUCUCUACUGUUUCAUCUUUGGAAAGUGCCCAUUCAUAGACGAGUACAUAUUGGCUCUGCACAAUAAGAUAAGGACGAAACCUGUGGAUUUCCCAGAAAUACCAAAAAUGAAUGAGGAGUUGCGGACUCUGAUCUUGCGAAUGUUGGACAAGAACCCAGACUCCCGAAUCACCAUCUCUGCGAUCAAGGUGGACCAAUGGGUGACUCAGGGGGGCACUGACCCCCUGCCUCUGGAGGAGGAGCACUGCUCUGUGGUGGAGGUGACAGAAGAAGACAUCAAGAACUCAGUCAAGUUUGUUCCCAGCCUUUCUGCUGUGAUCUUGGUAAAAGCCAUGUUGAGGAAACGCUCCUUCAGCAAUCCAUUUGAGUGCCCGAGUCGGAGGGAGGAGAGGUCUAUGUCUGCACCCAGCAGCCUGCUCAUGGACUCUUGGCCUUGCCGGCCAUCUUUAAAACUGCACCCAUCACUCAGAAAGAGCAGCACAGGUGACGGACCCAGGGAAGGAGAGCUCGAGGACCUGCGUGAAGAUGAACCCUCCUCUUGAGUCUUAAUGAUGCUUGUUUUAGUUCAACUUCUUUUCCACUUCUUCUGCUUCAACCAUUGUGCGCUUGUCACUUCAUGUUCUACACAGCAAACGGGCAUGGGAAUUCAAUUUUUGCUUUUUAUACUCGGACUCGCUUUUGUUUGCACUUCGCGUUGGCCUCAGAGUAACACUAUUCCACCCAUUUCUUCUUUGUAUGUUGGUCUGUUCUGGGGAAAAGUCAAAGACUGGACCAGGACUUCUAGUUGAACACCAUGUUGGACUGGAGUUUUUUUUUUUUUUUUUUUAAUGCAUCAAGUGCUGUGUACAGCUCUAGGAAAAAAAAAAAAAACAAUACCACUGCAAAUGUAUCAGUUUCUCUGGUUUUGCCAUGUAUUUUUUAAAAUUAAAAUUUUUGUUUUAGUCUAUAAACUACUGAUGAUAUAACCCCCAAUUAGUCAAAACAAAUACUGUCAUUUAGAGCAUUUAUUUGCAGAAAAUGCAAACUGGUCAAAAUAUGUUCUUUUUUGUGUUUGUCUUCUAAUUUUUUCCAGAGCUGUAUAUUGUCUUAAAGAGGACUACAGGGCUUUUUAAUUUCUGACCUAUGAUGGGUUACUUUAUUAUUGUGCAAAGAUGUCUGAAGGUCUUAUUGAGGUUAUUCCCACUAUCCUCCUAUCAUAUUUUUGGCAUUUCUAUAUUGCCUUCACUGCCCUUUCGCCGGCACGGUGACCGACAGGUUAGCGCAUCUGCCUCACACGUGUGAGGACCGGGGUUCAAAUCCCGGCCCCGCCUGUGUGGAGUUUGCAUGUUCUCCCCGUGCCUGCGUGACUUUUCUACGGGCAAUGCGGUUUCCUCCCACAUCCCAAAACAUGCGUGGUAGGUUAAUUGACAAGUCUAAAUUGCCCGUAGGUGCGAAUGGUUGUUUGUUUGUAUGUGCCCUGCGAUUGGCUGGCGACCGGUUCAGGGUGUACCCCGCCUCCCGCCCGAAGAUAGCUGGGAUGGGCUCCGGCACGCCCGCGACCCGCGUGAGGAGAAGCGGCUCAGAAACUGGAUGUAACAUACUUCAGACUUAGCAUGUGGACAAUGACAAACGUUAUGCAUAGUUUUGGCAUCAUACACCAGCGUCGCUCCGUCUCUCGGCUGGGCCGGGGACGCUUCGGGAUCCCCCCCGGAAGAGCUACCGCCCCCGCGACCCGACCUUGGAUAAGCGCUAGAAAAUGGAUGGAUGGACACCAGCAUCACUGAUUUGAAAUGAAACAAUCAAGAUGAAGUUAACCGGAGACUUCUACAGAAAUAUUCCAUUGGCCAUUGAGGAAUUACAGAUUUAUGCAGAGUCCCUCAAUUUGCAUUUUAAUACUUGAACAAAAAUCAUUUCCAGUCAAUGAGCGCUUGAGAUCUGGAGCAUAUUUGCGGUUCACUACUCUUGGAUUCACCUUUUUGCUGUUUUUGUACUGAUGCCUAACCUGUGUCUAAUAUAAAAGUAUUACUUUGGUGCCAUUUUGUGGCAUAUUUGUGCUAAGGAACAAGGUUGAAGUGAGUCGAAGAGCUUCAUGCAGUGUGUUACCGCCAUCUUGGUGCCAAAGAACUAUGUUGUGAGUUGAAGAGCUUCAUGGAGAGUGUUGCCCCCAUCUUGUGGCGUCUUGGUUCCUAGGAACUAUGUUGAAGUGAGUUGAAGAGCUGCGUGUAGUGCUCUGGGGCCAUCUUGAUGUCAAGGAACUAUGUUAAAGUGAGUUGAGCUUCAUGUAGUGCUUUGGUACCAUCUUGAUGCUGAGGAACUAUGUUGAAGUAAGUUAAAGAGAUUCAUUGAAUGCUUUGGCGCCAUCGUGAUACUAAGGAACUAUGUCAAAGUGAGUUGAAGAGCUUCAUGUAGUGCUUUGCCACCAUCUUGAGGCAUCCGUAGGCAGUUGUAAACCUUCUCAAUGACUGGAUUUUCAGUGUUCUGGCCCGGGAGAACACUGUAUACUUGAAAAUCCACCUUGUUCUAGUACCCAUGGCAGCAGUCACAGUGACCUCCUUCCAUUUGUCGUCCUCCAGCAUGUGUAACACGUGAUGCGGUGUGCUUUGGCUCACGAGCUGUUACUUUCAUUCUCAUUUCCCCCCGAAAUCUGCUUCUGCAGGCCAAGUCUUAGUUUGGCUGUCUUUGUUGUAGACACGCUGCAUUUGCAUUCGUGACGGUGUCUCCGAGUUGGAGAUUGUGACAAUGAUACGGCGACCUUCUCCACUUCACUCGUCUCCUGUCGGCUUCCAGGCCUUUAAAUGUUGCGCUCAUUAGUGCUUAAUUUUAAAGAACGUACCCGAGCGUGGUUUGUUUGUUUCACCGCACAAUGAUAGCAUCCUCACCCGAACGUUUGAGCCCUCGAAAAUUGAAUUACUCUGCAUAACAUGGCUGGAAGUGAUGUAAAUCAUCCCAUCUAAAUCACAUAUAAGAUUGUCAGUUGUAUUCUGAUGUUGAAUUAAUUGCAGGUUUUUUUUGGUUUUGUUUUGUUCCAUUGGCUGCUUGCUUACCAAAGAGAUCCGUUGAGCCGCACCGACGAGGUGCGUUUCAAUGUCACGGUGAGACCUCGUCUGCCGACAACAGCGCGGCGAUGUUCUCCUUCUGCAGUAUGUGGCUGAUUAGAAAGGGGGGGGGGCGCUUGCUGCACUUUUGCAUGCCCUCGAUUUGGUCUCACCUUCCGGGUCCUCCAGUACGAGAUGAUGAGGGCAAAUUGGCAGAAUGGGCAUUGGAAGGUAUUUGGCAUACUGCUUAUUAGGCCGAUUCAGAAUUCCCGGAACCGUGAAUGCUGCUGACAGCCUGGCCUCUAUUAUAUCAAGGGAGAAUGUUACUUCUGUUUUGAAAGUGUUGGCAAAUUAGCUAUUUAUUAGUCAUAUCUUAAUGUCCAAUUAUCAAAAAAUGUGUCGGCAUUGCACAGUUGAAAUAUUCUGUUGUGUAUUGUUUCUCGCUGCUGUAUCUUGAAGUACUGAGGAGGGGAACUUUGAAUGAAGGGCUUUUUUUUUUUUUUGUAAAACAUUCAAUGUAAACUCUGGUGGUGUUUUUUUUUUUUUUUUUACGUGUGUGUUUGUGCAGCUAACUUUUUGUCCGACCACUGAGGCUGGUCAUCACGUGAUCUGUGCUUUGGUCAUCCACCUUGAAAGGUAACCCACUGCUUGCACUUUACAUUACUCCAUUUACUGUAAAUACGUGAUUUUUUUAUAUGACAGACUUGCUACACUCCGCAAUACGUGUGCAAGACUAAUAGUCAUAGUGUGCAUCCCCUUUAAAAGACAAUAGAUGCUUUACUCCUGGAUAUGUAUUUGCAUUUAACUAAUAUUUAAACAUUUUGAGUUGUAAAAGCAGCUGUACUUUGUACAGUCAUAAACUACAGAUGCGCUUUCUUUCACUUACUGUACCUGAUGUGCAUAAGCUGCAAACUUUUCAUUCUUAUGUGAAGCAUGUGUCUUAACUCAAUAUGUACUAGAAGAGGCCCCGGAAAAAGGUCAACGAGUAAUCACUUUAUUUAUUCUCCAGCUCCAGAUAAAUAAGUAACUUGCACGUUUGCUUUUCUGUACAUUCUUAAUGGGAGUUGUAAUACUUGCGUGGAUGGUACUCUUAUGCAUGUUAUUCAAGAUUUUACCCAGCAGCAUUUUAUGCAUACACUUUAAUGUAUUCUUACCUGGAAAAUGUCAAAUGACCUGGAUUGCGGAGACUAAAGCGGUGCUUUCGAAAGAGAAAUAAAAAACACGGGUGCCGUAGUUGCGCUGGAACUGAUUUGGCGUAAACCAAUUGUAGGAGUAAUAUGAGCUUGCUGAUGUGUAUUUUAUUGUCCUAAUACAUGCUGGUCUAUUUUUCCAUGUUGCAUUGUUUUGUAUAUUUCUCCAUGUAUAGUGCUUAACACAUUUAUUCAGACCACUGUAUAAAAAAGAAAAAGAGACCAUCCGGCAUCAUGAAUUGCAUUAAUGUGGAUGGAUUUUUUUUUUUUUUUUUUACUGUUUUAAACAAGAAUAAUGAAUUUCAAACUGCAUUCAAAACUGCAAAAACUUGAAAUCUUAUAUUUGUACUGAAAACUAAUUUGACUACACUUAAAAUAAGACUCAUCACUGAAAAUUUAAGCUUUUUUUUUUUUUGCUUUUUUUUUUUUUUUACUUUAAAUAAGUAACGAAAGAAUUGCCAGUUAGGUUUUGGUUCUACUUAUUUCAAGCGAAAAAUUAGCUUGAAAAAGUGAAGAUUGUCUAAAAAAAAAAAAAAAAAAAAAAAAAUUACUUUUAAAUGAUGAGUCCUUUUAAGUGUAAUCAGAUAAGUUUUGACGAGAAAUAAGAUCUUCUCGGUAAGAUUUAGACUUUUUGCAGUGCACUGUAGAAAAUGGAUGGAUGGAAUCCAAAUUCACUGUUUACACCCAAAUUAGAUCUGGCUCACUGGGCUUCUCUGAGAAGUCGGAAAUGGUCAACCACUAAAAUGUUUUGUUUAGGAAUGCAAGGAAAUAUUUUUACACUUCGAUCAAGAAUAAAUAAAAUGUGCUUAAAAAUGUUAAAACAGCUUAAUCUGACAAUUUAUGAAGGCCUGAAAUUGAAGUAUAUCAUUUUGUUUAAAGAGCCUCUACAUGCUGGUUUGUUAACCAUUACACAAACCUGAAUGUUUUCAGUUUUUGUUAGCUGUGGCAUAAACGCUUGAUUGGGUGGUGGUCUAAUUGUGUUUGUUAGGCACUGUACGUAUGUUGCUCGGACGUAAACAGAAGCAUGUCUCACUCAUACGGUCACAUUGUAAAUAUCAAUGUAAACUAAGCUAUUUUUGCAUGCCUUUUUGUACCUCUUGAUUUGACAGACAAUAAAAAUGAGACAGAAUCCAAA
Messenger RNA from Phyllopteryx taeniolatus (common seadragon), 6928 nucleotides. It is a transcript of the gene camkk1a, whose product is annotated as calcium/calmodulin-dependent protein kinase kinase 1, alpha a. The transcript has 17 exons. Gene Ontology annotation, cellular component: cytoplasm. NCBI's taxonomy places the organism in Eukaryota, Metazoa, Chordata, Actinopteri, Syngnathiformes, Syngnathidae. Gene Ontology annotation, molecular function: calmodulin binding; ATP binding; calcium/calmodulin-dependent protein kinase activity. The record is from RefSeq and is a predicted model, not a curated record. Gene Ontology annotation, biological process: CAMKK-AMPK signaling cascade; activation of protein kinase activity; protein phosphorylation. The coding region runs from base 611 to 2131 and encodes 506 amino acids.